AUGGGCCCGUCCAGGCCCCCAUCCUUGUUCCCUGGGAACCCUCCCAUCGCCCUUUCCACCCCGCCGAAAGGAAGGGGCCCCCCUCCCUUUAAUUCCCCGGAACAAAGGGAAUCCUUCACCGGAGGGGGGCCCCGCAUCCUGUGUUUCUGGGCCCUGGAGCGUUUCCCUUUUUGUCUUUCCCCAACGAGUCCAGGGGGGAAAAGCGUUUUGGCGUCCCCCGGAGGUUUCCUGGCGUGGGCGGUUUUCCCGUUUAACUCCGACCCACCCAACACCCGGGCUGUAAGGGACCCUCAAGCCCCGGGAGGGCCCCUGGCCAAGCCGGGGGAAACGUCAGCCCCCGGAGGGUCCCAGGCCCCGGCGGAACGUCCAAGCCCCCCGGAGGGUAAACCCGGGACGCCGGCCGGCCGCCCCAAACCUGGGGGGUCCGACCGGGCCCAAAAGGGGGCCGCCCCGCCCCCCCAGGCCCCAGGAAAAAAAGGGCCCCGCAUCCACGCAAAGGGGCCCUCGUUCUCACUCUCCCUGGGGAGGGGGCCCGGGCCACCCAGAAAACCAGGGGGACCUUGGUUCGUGUCCCCCUAA
Molecule: messenger RNA, 579 nt
Organism: Penaeus monodon (black tiger shrimp)
Lineage: Eukaryota; Metazoa; Arthropoda; Malacostraca; Decapoda; Penaeidae
Product: proline-rich protein 2-like
Exons: 2
Coding region: 1-579 (192 amino acids)
Source: RefSeq, a predicted model, not a curated record